Messenger RNA from Pterocles gutturalis (yellow-throated sandgrouse), 222 nucleotides. It is a transcript of the gene NDUFA3, whose product is annotated as NADH dehydrogenase (ubiquinone) 1 alpha subcomplex, 3, 9kDa. The record is from RefSeq and is a predicted model, not a curated record. The transcript has 2 exons. Bases 1 to 222 code for a protein of 73 amino acids. NCBI's taxonomy places the organism in Eukaryota, Metazoa, Chordata, Aves, Pterocliformes, Pteroclidae. Gene Ontology annotation, cellular component: mitochondrial inner membrane.
AUGUGUAUAUAUUGGGCGAAGGAGCCUGUGAUUGCUGUCAGCAUUGGCAUCGCCACCCUGGCCAUGGUCUCGCUGCUGCUGAGCCCCUACAACAAGUACUUGGGGAUGAUCAACUGGGCGAUGCCAUACACCUACCUGGUGCUGCUGUGGGAUGACGGGGCGAUGCCAGACAUCCCCUCCCACCCCUGCGACGAGAAGGGUUCUCGUGAGACCCCACUGUGA